Molecule: messenger RNA, 735 nt
Organism: Bolinopsis microptera
Lineage: Eukaryota; Metazoa; Ctenophora; Tentaculata; Lobata; Bolinopsidae
Product: ribose-phosphate pyrophosphokinase 2-like
Exons: 1
Coding region: 1-735 (244 amino acids)
Biological process (GO): purine nucleotide biosynthetic process; 5-phosphoribose 1-diphosphate biosynthetic process
Cellular component (GO): ribose phosphate diphosphokinase complex; cytoplasm
Molecular function (GO): magnesium ion binding; ribose phosphate diphosphokinase activity
Source: RefSeq, a predicted model, not a curated record
AUGGAGCUAUUGUUAGCUAUCCAAGCUUGCAAACAACUCCAUGCCACCUCGGUGACAGCUGUUAUCCCCUGUUUUCCUUACGCUAGAUCGGAUAAUUAUAAGUCAGAGUCCAGAAACUUACCCAUCGCUGCUAAACUUAUCUGUAAACUGCUAGAAGCUGCAGGUGCAGAUCAUGUCAUUACUGUGGAGUUACAUUCUUCACAAACAGAGGGUUUCUUUAACAUUCCCGUAGCUAACAUUCAAACAACCCAACUCAUCAGUAAACAUAUCUUUCAAAAAUCCAAGGACGUAAUCCUUGUUGCUCCUGAUGCUGGUGCCAUGAAAAAGGUCACAGCAAUAUCUGAGCUAACAGGACUCCCAUUUGCGCUUAUCCACAAGGAGCGCUCAUCAGAUGGCACCAUAUCCCGGAUGACGCUCGUCGGAGACGUUACAGGGAGGAGGGCAGUGAUUGUGGAUGAUAUGGCUGACACUUGUGGUACUGUUAUCAAAGCUGCAGACUUGUUGAUCCAGAUGGGAGCAAGUGAUGUCGAGGCUGUAAUGACUCACGGUAUCCUAUCUGGCAGUGCUUUGAAGAAGAUAAACGAGAGUAGCAGUAUUUCACGUUUUACUGUAACAAAUACACUUCCUCAACAUAUGGAAAAGUGUCCAAAGUUGGAAGUUAUUGACAUUUCAGAGCUCGUAGGAGCUGCAAUUGAAAAUGCUGGUAGUAAUUCCACUCUUGAUAAAAGUUUAUAA